Lymnaea stagnalis (great pond snail) is the source of this 3628-nucleotide messenger RNA. Lineage: Eukaryota; Metazoa; Mollusca; Gastropoda; Lymnaeidae. The record is from the annotation of a GenBank genome assembly.
UGGGAACCACGCAUGAAAUGGUGACGUCGAAAGCAUGGAAGUUUUUUGCUUAACGACAGGCCUUUAGUUUCACGUAAUAACGCCAUUUUAAAAACAAAAACAAAGAAAGUAACGUUUUAUAAUUGUAACGGAAUCCAGAUCACAGUUCAUCACUUGACCAAGGGUGACCAAGAAUCUUCUACACAAAUGGCUCCUCCGCCCGCAGCACCGAAGACAGCUAAGGUGAAGAAACAGGGCAAUCAUAUUGACGGCUUCAUCGGCUCGCGACUUGUGGAAGGUCUCAAAGAGUCUGUCUUCAUGGACUUUCUCAAAGAGAAAGACGUGGCACUUGUUAUGUUUUACGACGCCAAGGAGCCGCAGUGUGAGUGGUCUAAAAAACAUUUCUUGAAGGUAAGUCAAUAACUGAAAGUCAAAUAUUUCAUUAAGUGAACUGUAACGGGUCCUCCUUUCUUCGUUGCACCCCCAUCUUCCGAUGAGGGAGGUCAGUGGCAAGACAAGAAAAACUUGUCAGCUAGGAUUUUAAACAUAAGCAUUUUCCGGUUUCUUAAAUUCACUUCCAGAGGCGUAUCACGAAUGAACCCCAGUUUGCGCCCCUGGUUGCUUUUUUUUAUAUAGCAAGAGAAAAAUGCGCGAUCCCCAGCUGGUGUAAGCCUUUCUCUACAUCGUCGAUCGAUCUCAGUCUUGGUCGACCGGUGAGUCGUCUGCUCCUAGAAUCCUCCUGUAGAUCACUUUUGCUGCUCUCCAAUACGCGAUACCCUCAAUGUGUCCUGUCCUGCGCAGUCUGCCUUUUUUAUUGUUGCGACUGUGGGUGGGUCUUUGAAAACAUGUUCCUAGAGACUUGGUGUUGUUUCCACUGUAGAAUAUUGUAUAAUCCUUAAUACAUAGUCUUAAAAUCCGAGUCUUUCAUACUGGUCUCCUGCAGUGCCGCAACCACGAUUCUAGAUCUUAGCUAUUCAUCAAUGAUGCGCGCCACUGCUCUCGUUCUAUUUAGACUCAGUGCAUUCCAGGUCAAUUAUGCGUGCCCCUGCUCCCGCUCUAUGUAGACCCAGUGCAUUCCUGGUCAAUCAUUCGGGCCACAGCUCCAGCUCUAUGUAGACUCAGUGCAUUCCAGGUAAAUGAUUCGGGCCACUGCUCCCCCUCUGUUCAGAAUCGGUACAUUCCAGGUCGCUAUCCAUAUAUCAUUGAAUUUUGUAUGUGGCAGGGUCAUCAGCCGUGCACACAACCGCCUGGGAGGUGGUGCCCCUUGCAGCUCUCAGGGUAGCCGUCUAUGUAUUAAGUCAGGUCCCUAUCCUUUGGGGAUCCCUCCACUUCCUACAAGGCAGUAGGUUCUGAUUUAGGUCCGCCCCGCGUAUUUUAUUUCUCCGGUGCCCGCCAUUUCUGGUGGGCUUUCCCUUAUCCGCCACCUGGGGAGGCGCUCGAUGGAAGAUCAGUAUCUCCGAACUAGAACAUGAUGCUGUUACAUAAUAUCGACGUUAUUUUUACGUUAUUUUAUAUCCUCUGUAUAGUUGGUAUUAAUCAUUAGGAAUCGUUACAACUAGGGACAUUCAGCUCGUUCCAUCUUCGUUAUCCACUGCUUUCCUUAUUCUUCCCACUGCUUUCCUUAUUAGUCAUCCACUGCUUUCCCUAUUCGUCAUCGACUGCUUUCCUUAUUCUUCCCACUGCUUUCCUUAUUAGUCAUCCACUGCUUUCCUUAUUCGUCAUCCACUGCUUUCCCUAUUCGUCAUCCACUGCUUUCCUUAUUCGUCAUCCACUGCUUUUCUUAUUCGAUAUCUACUGCUUUGUUAUUUAUUGUCGACUGCUAUCUUUAUUUCUUCUACGCACCCACCAUCCAUCAUAAGUUUGACACUAUAUUGUCCACCUCUUCGAUCGACCCAGUCCAUCCUACGUUUGACACUAUAUUUUCCUCCUCUUCUACCCACCUCGUCCAUCAUAAGAUUGACACUAUAUAUUGUCCACCUCUUCUACCCACCUCGACCAUCCUACGUUUGACACCACUAUAUUUUCCUCCUCUUCUACCCACCCGCCAUCCACUCAUCAUCCACCCAUCAUCCUUCCACAAUCCACCCCCAAUCCACCCACAAUCCACCCACCAUCAAACAAUCCACCCACCAUCCACUCACCAUUCACCAACUAACCACUCACCAUCCACCAACCACCCACCCAUCCCACCAUCCACCCAUCAUACAUCCACCAUUAUCCAUAUACCCAUCAUCCAUCCACCCAUCAUCCAUCCACCCAUCAUCCAUCCACCCAUCAUCCAUCCACCCAUCAUCCAUGCACCCACAAUCCACAAACAAUCCACCCACCAUCCACUCACCAUCAACCCACCAACCACCACCAUCCACUCACCAUCCAGCCAUCGUCCACCACCAUCCUACAUCAUACACCCACAAUCCACCCACCACCCACCCAUCACCUACCAUCCACCCAGCAUCCACCCACCAUCCACACACCAUUCAUCCAAAAUCCACCCACCAUCCACCACCAUCAACCCACCAUCCACCCGCCAUCAACCCACCAUCCACCCAUCAUCCACCCAUCAUCCAACCACCAUCCAUCCACCGUCCACCCAUCAUCCACCCAUCAUCCACCCACCAUCCAACCUCCAUCCACCCACCAUCCACCCACCAUCCACACACGAUCCACCCACCAUCCACCCACCAUCCACCCACCAUCCACACACGAUCCACCCACCAUCCACCCACCAUGCACUCACCAUCCAUCCACCAUCCACUCACCGCAGGCUGCCAAGAUAACCGAGAGAGAGAACCACGCUUACGCUGCUGUGGAUUGUGUCCAGGAGACGUCGCUGUGCUCCAACGAAGGCGUGACGUCACUGCCAUUUUUCAAGCUCUACUCCAAAGGGAAGUCGAUGGCCAGCUACUCGAACCCGCAGGCCUUCACGUACCACACGAUGGCAAAGUAUGUGGAGAACGCCCCCAUACUCACCGAACAGAAGCGUCCACCGCGCCCUUGCGAUGUCAAAGAAAAGAUGAAACCCUGUUAAAAUGUUAUCAUCAAGACGUAUUGGACUUAUGAUUGCAUGUUUCUAUCAAUUCUAAUGUAGUUAUCUUAUCCGCAGGGACGGGCCUGUAGAGUACGAUACCCGGCGGUCCCCUUUCUUUCAGCAUCCCCCGUAUGAGAUGUUUAUUAUAAUUUUUUUUUAAUCGAGCAGACAGAUUCCAUGAAAGUGCGGCUGACCUUUGAACCAAUGAACCGCUUACAAACUACAAGUCAAAUUCUUAACGAUAGAAAAGAUAUUUUAAAAAAAAAAAAAAAAGAGUCCCAACGAUAAAGCUAGGGCUUCUCUCAUACAGUCAAGACUGUGAUAUAGGCCUCAUUCUUGUGUUCAUGCAUUUUGAAAAAAUAAAUAACCGAGUGUGGCUCCUGCAAUUUUAAUGGAAGCUUUAUUUGUUCCCAUUCAAGCAAGUCAAAAUUUUACCAUUCCGGCAAGUCAAAAUGUUCCUAUUGGAACAAUAGGAUAAUUUUAAUGUUGAUGAUUUUUGUGAGUAGAUACAUUUAUCCUAAUUUAUUCUUGCGUUAAUUUAUUCUCAGAAAGAAAACAAAUGUGCCACGUCAUCGCUUGAGCAUUUAAUAACAGAGAAAUAAAAUAACAUCCUAAAAUUUA